Pollicipes pollicipes is the source of this 389-nucleotide messenger RNA. Its product is annotated as copper-transporting ATPase 2-like. Bases 3 to 389 code for a protein of 128 amino acids. Gene Ontology annotation, cellular component: plasma membrane; trans-Golgi network. NCBI's taxonomy places the organism in Eukaryota, Metazoa, Arthropoda, Thecostraca, Pollicipedomorpha, Pollicipedidae. The transcript has 3 exons. Gene Ontology annotation, molecular function: ATP hydrolysis activity; copper ion binding; P-type divalent copper transporter activity. The record is from RefSeq and is a predicted model, not a curated record. Gene Ontology annotation, biological process: intracellular copper ion homeostasis; copper ion export; copper ion import.
CCAUGGUGGCCGUGGCCGACACGGUGAAGCCGGAGGCGCACCUGGCCGUGUACACGCUGAAGCGGAUGGGCCUGGACGUCGUGCUGCUGACUGGCGACAACCAGAAGACGGCGGCGGCCAUCGCGCGCCAGGCCGGCAUCUCGCGCGUCUUCGCCGAGGUCCUGCCGUCGCAUAAGGUGAAAAAGAUCCAGCAGCUGCAGUCGCUGGGCCAGCGGGUGGCCAUGGUGGGCGAUGGCAUCAACGACUCGCCGGCGCUGACGCAGGCCGACGUCGGCAUCGCCAUCUCGUCCGGCACGGACGUGGCCGUCGAGGCGGCCAGCAUCGUGCUCAUGCGGAACGAUCUGCUCGACGUUAUUGCCUGUCUCGAUCUCUCGCGCGAAGAACAGUGA